Rotaria sp. Silwood2 is the source of this 2517-nucleotide messenger RNA. NCBI's taxonomy places the organism in Eukaryota, Metazoa, Rotifera, Eurotatoria, Philodinida, Philodinidae. The record is from the annotation of a GenBank genome assembly.
AUGCAAUCAUCAUCAGCAUCUGCUAAUUCGCAUCUGGAUAUUUCUUCUUUCUCAUCUAUUGAUGAAAAUGAAAUUUCUAUUUUGUCUUCUUCAAGUAUUUCUACUGCUGUUACCACUUCUUCAUACACAUCUAAUCAAUUACAACGACUUUUACAAAAAGAAAAAAAAAAAUUUCGUAUUUUAAAUAAUGAAUCAACAAAACCUUUGGUGUCCUGGUGGCGAUCAUUUGGUUAUCCAGCUGUUCUAAAUGAAAAAGAUGAACUCGAACGAAUUCCUGGUUAUAUUAGUUGCUUAAAGUGUUGUCAUACAUUAAUUUAUGGACCCGCCAGUGGAACUAAACGUUUUAUUUCACAUGCAGAUCAAUGCUUUCCACUGGCUUCAUCAUGUUCUUCUGGUGAUAAAGUUGAUGAUCCACAAUCAACUCAACUCAAGUUAGAUCAAAUUGGUUUUACAAGAAAAGCAAAACUUCCAGAAAAAGAACAAAAUGAACUUAAACAUCUGUAUGCAAAUUGGGUUUGUGGUGAUCUAAGACCUUACAGCGUUGUCGAAGAUAAAGGUUUUGAACAAUUAGCUCAAAUGUUCAUAAAAAUAGGUGAGAAUAGUAUUUCAGAUUUUCAUAAAUAUCCUUUAUACUUUACUUUUCCAGGUUCACAAUAUGGUGUAGUUGAUGUCAAGGAUGUAUUGAGAAGUCGUCAGACUGUUUCCCGUACAGUUAAUGAAUUAGCACUUAAAUAUCGUCUUGAUUUGAAAGAUCAAUUAAUUGAACCAUUAAAAUCAAAAUCAGUCACAAUUUCACCUGACUUUUGGACAAAUAAAUAUACUCAACAAUCAUUUUUAGGUGUUAAUAUUACAUUUACUAAUCAUGAAUAUGGAUUUAAAUCUAUUGACUUAUUUUGUAUUCCAUUUAAUGGAAUGAAAUCGUAUGAUUUGAUUUUGGAAACUCUUCGACGACAUUUAUCUGAAUAUGGCAUUGGAGAUUUAGCAGACGUGAAUAUCAUAUCUGAUAGAGGAAGCAAUUUUGUGAAAGCUUUUGCUAUAUAUAAUCCAAUUUACUGUUUUGGUCAUCGUUUAAAUAACAUCUUGAAAAUUUGUUUCUUUCAACAACAAAAAAAGAAAAAGGAUAAACAUGAUGAACUUUCAACAACUAAUACAACAUCAAUAAAUAGUGCAACAACAAUAAAUAGUGCAAUAACAAUAAAUAGUGCAACAACAAUAAAUAGUACAACCAAUGUUGUUCCUGUUCUUCAAUAUGAAAAUUCUUCAAGUGAUAGCGAAUCGGAGUCAUCCGAUUUAGAAGAAGAAAAUUAUGAAUUAAACGUAUUAAAUGAAGAUACAUUAGUUAAGUUCCAAAAGAAGAAAAAGGUAUAUACAUAUACAGCAACAGGACAAAUAAUGUCAGUGAAAGAUAUUCCACAUGAAGCAAAAAAAAUAAUUUUGUUGUUGAAAAAAACUAAAGAAUUGGUGAAAUAUGUGAAGUUGACUAGUCUGAAUCAAGAAAUCAAGGCAGCUGGAGGUACUACACUCCAUCAAGCUUGCAUCGUUAGGUGGUUGUCUCUAUCUCAUUUACUAGAGUCAGUAAUCAAGUCUUUUAAAAUUACAAAAAAAUUAUUAUAUGGUAAACAAAAGCAACAUAUGAUUCAUGAUUUAGAUGAACAAUAUUUGAAACAAUUAGUUCUUCUCUUAAAACCAUUUAAACACAUGAUGACGAUUCUUCAACGUGGUAAUUCACCUUCUCUCCAUUUAGUUUCUUUGUGUUAUAUGACAUUAAAAGAAAUAUUAAAUUCUUAUGAAUCAUUAAAGAAAUAUAACAAAGAACAUAGUGAUCAAUUUGGAGAAAAUCAAAAUUCAGAAAAUUUAUAUGAUGAUGAUGAUUUAGAGCAUGAAUUACAAGGAAUAACAUGGUUUCGUGAACGACUCUUAUUAUUAUUAAAAGAGAUGUUUGUAUUGGAUAUUCGUCAUAUAGUAGCCACAUUACUACAUCCACUUUAUCGGUCUUUAAAAAAAUUUCCAGAUUAUAUAAAAAACCAAUGUCAUCAAUACAUACGUCGUCAAAUUCGAUUAUUAAAAGCAGAAGCAGAAACAGAAGAACAAUUACGACAACCAUUAGAACCAUCAAAAAAAAAAUUAAAAGGUGAUAAAAAUAUUUUUAGUCGAUUUGAAUCUGGAAAUUGUGAUGAAGAAAUCAUGAAAAAUAAUAAAAGUGGUUCUGAAAGUGAUGAAUAUGAUUUCAACAUCAAGAAAGGUGAUGAACUUGAUCGAUAUUUAUUAUUGGAGUUUGAUAAAAACAAACAAUAUACUGAACCAUUACAAUUCUGGAAGGAUUACCAAAAUCAAUUUCCUUUUCUUUCGAAAUAUGCACGAUCCAUAUUUUCAAUACCCGCCACGACAACAAAUGUUGAACGUGAGUUUUCAACAGCAGGAUAUGUAUUGAACCAACGACGAUCAAGUUUGAAGCCAGAAGAGGUUGACAAAAUUUUGUUCAUCAGAUCCAUGGAAAAACAAUUAGAAAAAGAUUAA